AUGGCAGCAAUGUUUAGCUCGAGCCACGAGACAAAUCCCAAUGUUUUCUUUGAUAUUUCAAUCGAUGGUAAAUCCACUGGACGUCUUGUAUUUGAAUUACGUGCUGAUGUGGUGCCCAAAACAGCAGAGAACUUUCGUCAAUUGUGUACGGGUGAAGCAGGAAUUGGUGAAGCAGGGAAACCACUGCACUAUAAAGGCAGUAAAUUCCACCGUAUUAUCCCCAACUUUAUGUGCCAAGGUGGUGAUUUUACACGUGGCAAUGGUACGGGUGGUGAGUCCAUCUAUGGUGCAAAUUUUCCAGAUGAAAAGUUUGUACUCAAGCAUGAAGGUGUGGGUAUUUUAUCCAUGGCAAAUGCAGGUCCAAAUACAAAUGGAUCACAGUUUUUUCUCACGACUGUAGAUUGUCCAUGGUUAGAUAAGGCACAUGUUGUGUUUGGACAUGUGACAGAAGGACAUGAUGUGCUAAAAGUCAUGGAAGAGCAAGGAAGUCAAUCAGGUGCUACGCGUGUUGAUGUUGUGAUUGAAGACUGUGGUGAGAUUAACAAGUAA
This is a messenger RNA of Peronospora belbahrii, 549 nucleotides long. Lineage: Eukaryota; Oomycota; Peronosporomycetes; Peronosporales; Peronosporaceae. The record is from the annotation of a GenBank genome assembly.